GAAAAUUUUGCAGCCUUUGUCGAGAAUGCAUUAAUAUAGUGUGCAUUCUUUUUUUGAAUAUGUCUUAUGCUCCUUAGGUCUCAUUCCCUAUUUUUCUCGUUCAUUAUCCUUCAAAACGUUUGCACGUAUACAGUGUGACUAUCUUUAUGCUGAUGUGAAUGGAAAUUGUUUUAUGACUUCACGUUUAUGAAGAAAAUAUUUAGUAGAUGAAUGGAAAUGAACGAUGGAAAAGAAUGUCUCGAUGCACUGGUUUAAUUAAAAAGUGAUAUGAUGACUUAAGCUUACCAGUUUUUAAAUUUUUUGGAAAAUUUCCACUUUUGAAAAAUCAGUAGUUGGAUUAUAUGAUAUUGCUUGAAGAUGAUGAAAUGUUUUUAUAGUGAACACUCUUGCAUUAUUUUUGCUAUGUGCUACUUAAUUAAGCAGUUAAUGGGGUAAUGUCUGUCCUUGUUAAAAAGUUAUCCAAGGUGAGCAUUCAUUGGAAAGAGAGCGGAUACUUGCCUAAAUAUAACGAAAUAUAGAUAAAAAGAGCUGCAUAUUUUCUCCUUCUGCCUCGUCUCAGGUCUUCAUGGUGGAAAAAGCUGAAAAAGAUGAUGAGAGAACAUCUUACCCUCUAUGGUCUCGUCUUGCCGCUAUGUUCUUUUCGAUUGCUCUUGUUGCGAUAGUUUUCACCUUAUUAGCGCUCUUCACGUCUUCCGCUGUAGUUCCGAAAAGAGAAAUGCCUCACAUAAUAUUCAUUUUAGCAGAUGACCUGGGAUGGAAUGAUGUUAGUUUUCACGGGUCACCGCAGAUCCCUACGCCUAAUAUCGAUGCUCUUGCUGCAAGCGGAAUUGUGCUCAACAACUAUUAUACGCAUCCACAAUGUACUCCAUCGAGAGGAGCUCUUUUAUCAGGAAAAUAUGCUAAUAGACUUGGUUUGCACCACGGAAAUUUAAGGCCAGCAGAAGCAUCAGGUUUACCUUUGAACAUUCCAGUUUUACCUGAAUAUCUCAAAAAGAAAGGUUACAAGACUCAUAUGGUGGGAAAAUGGCAUUUAGGCUAUCACAAAAGGAGUUAUUUGCCCACAAGACGAGGAUUCGAUACCUUUUUUGGAUUUCUGAAUGACAACAUUGAUUACUACGAUUACACAUAUUAUUAUAAAGAAAGUGCUUCACCACCAAAAAGAAAUGAUACAGCUGAAUCCGGCGGCUCGGCUAAGCAAGAAAGCGCAACAGAAAUGCAAACAUCGAAUGACAUAGUAGAAAAUUCAAUUGAGCUGUUUGGAAUCGAUCUGUGGGAGAAUGAAGAAGUGGUUCGAGAUUUCCGGGGCGAAUAUGCAACAGAUGUGUUCACAGCGAAAACUUUAAGUGUCAUAGAAGAACACAAUGCUACAAAGCCUUUGUUCCUUUUCGUGUCUCAUGCUGCUUCCCAUGUUGGAAAUCCAUUCUUUCCUCUGCAGACACCAGCACAGUUGUAUGAGCUAAACAAUCACAUAAGCGAUAUCAACAGACGAAUUUAUGCAGGCAUGGUUACAUCGUUGGAUGUUUCCAUUGGAAAAAUAUUUGAAGCUUUAAAUAAUAAAGAUAUGCUGCAGAAUUCUAUAAUUGUAGUAAGUUCUGAUAAUGGAGGGGCGUCUGGAUCAGGUUCUAACUGGCCGCUCAGAGGAGGAAAAUUUCAGUUAUGGGAAGGAGGAGUGAGAUCUCUGUGCGUUGUUUGGAGUCCUUUACUGAAACUCAAAAGGUCAAGGAUUUCUAUGCAACUGAUGCAUAUUACAGACUGGCUUCCGACUUUUUACCAGCUGGCAGGGGGUGACAUCAACGAUCUUGGUGAUAUCGAUGGCAUGGAUAUGUGGCCAGUGCUCAUCGACGAAGAGAAACCUUCUCCACGAGAGGAAGUUCUUCUGAACAUUGAUCCUGUUGAUCAAGUUGGAGCCUUAAGAAAAGGAGAUAUGAAACUGCUUGUGAGUGGGACUGAACUGAAUGGAAGCGAAUGGUAUGGCCCGUCGGGUCUGGAAGAAAGUAAUGUUACUAACUCUAUAGAUGAAUGGGUUUGGAAAAAUGGUAGCCUUAUAAAAGACCUUCUGAUGGAAUCUAAACAGUGGAUUUUGCCCGAAAAUGACACAUGGAGACAAGAUGCUGCAAUUAUAUGCGGAGAAAAUUUCCUCCCCGUAUCGGGUAGAUGUGAUUUUUCAGAAGGUCCUUGCUUAUACAAUAUAACAGAUGAUCCAUGCGAGUACAAGAAUGUAGCAAGAUUAUAUCCCGAUAUUGUAGAGUCUUUAUUGGAUCGCUUGAGAGAAUUGAACGCCACUUCUCUUCCUCUUCAACCGAAAGAAAUUGAUCCUUUAGGUAAUCCCAUGUGCCACAAUUUUGCUCAUGUACCUUGGAUGGAUGAAGAUGAAUCAUUUCAAUGUUUAGUCAAUAAAUAAAGAAAAAUCACAAAAAUGUAAUUCAAUAAAAAUCUUCUUUCAAAACUUAA
Messenger RNA from Stegodyphus dumicola, 2451 nucleotides. Its product is annotated as arylsulfatase B-like. Gene Ontology annotation, molecular function: sulfuric ester hydrolase activity. NCBI's taxonomy places the organism in Eukaryota, Metazoa, Arthropoda, Arachnida, Araneae, Eresidae. The record is from RefSeq and is a predicted model, not a curated record.